Propithecus coquereli (Coquerel's sifaka) is the source of this 2969-nucleotide messenger RNA. It is a transcript of the gene EARS2, whose product is annotated as glutamyl-tRNA synthetase 2, mitochondrial. Gene Ontology annotation, biological process: glutamyl-tRNA aminoacylation. Gene Ontology annotation, molecular function: zinc ion binding; tRNA binding; glutamate-tRNA ligase activity. The record is from RefSeq and is a predicted model, not a curated record. The transcript has 9 exons. NCBI's taxonomy places the organism in Eukaryota, Metazoa, Chordata, Mammalia, Primates, Indriidae. The coding region runs from base 26 to 1597 and encodes 523 amino acids.
GCCCACGUGUGCGGUGCCAACCCACAUGGCGGCGCUCCUGAAGAAGCUGCUGAGGCGCGGGAGGCCCUCGGCGGCCUUGAGGUGCCAUGUGGGACGGCGCGAGGCCAGCCUGGGCACUCAUCCCGCGGCUGCGGUGCGAGUACGGUUCGCCCCUAGCCCCACAGGCUUCUUACAUCUGGGUGGCCUCCGCACGGCCCUGUACAACUAUAUCUUUGCCAAGAAGCACCAGGGGAGCUUUAUCCUGAGGCUGGAGGAUACAGAUCAGACCCGCCUUGUGCCUGGGGCAGCGGAAAAUAUUGAAGACAUGUUGGAGUGGGCAGGCAUCCCCCCUGAUGAGAGCCCCCGCCGGGGAGGUCCUGCCGGGCCCUACCAGCAGUCUCAGCGGCUGGAGCUGUAUGCUCAGGCCACGGAAACACUGCUGAAGGCUGGAGCUGCUUACCCCUGUUUCUGCUCCCCACAGAGGCUGGAGCUCCUGAAGAAGGAGGCCCUGCGGAACCACCAGACGCCCCGGUAUGACAAUCGGUGUCGGAACCUGAGCCAGGAGCAGGUGGCCCAGAAGCUGGCCAAGGACCCCAAGCCUGCUAUCCGCUUCCGCCUAGAGGAGGCAGCCCCAGCCUUCCAGGACCUGGUGUAUGGCUGGACUCGGCAUGAAGUGGCCAGUGUGGAGGGAGACCCAGUCAUCCUGAAGAGUGAUGGCUUCCCCACGUACCACCUGGCCUGUGUGGUGGACGAUCAUCACAUGGGCAUCAGUCAUGUGCUACGGGGCUCUGAGUGGCUCGUCUCCACCUCCAAGCACCUGCUCCUCUACCGAGCCCUCGGGUGGCAGCCACCUCACUUUGCCCACCUGCCCCUGCUCCUCAACAGGGAUGGCAGCAAGCUAUCCAAGCGGCAAGGAGACAUUUUCCUGGAGCACUUUGCUGCUGUUGGCUUCCUGCCCGAUGCCCUACUUGACAUCAUCACCAACUGUGGCUCGGGGUUUGCAGAGAACCAGAUGGGCAGAACCCUGCCUGACCUGAUAACACAGUUUGACCUGACACGGGUCACCUGCCACUCAGCUCUGCUGGACCUGGCGAAGCUCCCAGAAUUCAACAGGCUGCACCUCCAGCGGCUGGUGAGCAGUGAGACCCAGAGGCGCCAGCUGGUGAGGAAGCUGCAGGCCCUCGUGCAGGAGGCACUUGGGAGCCAGCUGCAAGACAGGGAGAUCCUCAACCCAGCCUAUGUGGAGAGGGUCCUCCUGCUGAGACAGGGCCACAUUUGCCGCCUGCAGGAUUUGGUCUCCCCAGCGUAUUCCUACCUGUGGACUCGCCCUGUCGUGGAUCAAACACAGCUGAGUGCCAUCUCGGAGAAGGUGGAUGUGAUUGCCAAGCGCACACUGGGGCUUUUAGAAAGAUCUGGUACGAGCUUAACUCAGGAAAUGCUGAGUGGAGAACUGAAGAAGCUGUCAGAAGGCCUGGAAGGCACCAAGCACAGUAAUGUGAUGAAGCUCCUCCGAGUGGCCCUCAGUGGACAACUGCAGGGACCUCCUGUCGCUGAGAUGAUGGUGUCCUUGGGACCAAAGGAAGUGCGGGAACGAAUCCAGAAGGUGCUUUCCAGCUAGGGAGAGGAUGUGCGGCAUGGUGGUCGUGGCCCUAGGAACCUCUACCCUUGGAAACUGCCUUCAGAGGAGAGGAGAAGGCUGGAGGCCCAUCAGGAAGCUCACAGAAGGAACUAAAAGUGGAAACAGAAUCGCACUGCACACAGUGCAUUUAUGGCUCCAUGGCAGGCCCGUCCUCGACAAUUGGCUGGGGAAGCCCACCCAACCCAUCUCACCUCCUUGACUCUGGAAGGAAGGGCUUGUGUCUGGUUUUCAACACCACUUUACACAGCAGAGGUUAGGAGUUAGUUCACAGAAAAGUCAACAUCCCAGAGCAGUCCAGAGAGCUUGGGUAUUAGUUUGCUAGGGCUGCCAUAACAAAAUCCCAUAGAGCUAGAUGGCUUAAAAACCAGAGAUUUUCUCACAGUUCUAGAGGCUAGAAGUCUUAAGAUCAGGGUGUCAGCAGGUUUGGUUUCUCCCGAGGCCUCUCAUCUUGGCUUGCAAACAGCUGCCCUCUUGCUAUGUCCUCAAGUGGUCUUUCCUCCAUACACGCACAUCCCUUUUCUUCCUCUGGGUCCAGAGUUCCCAGGACACCAGUCAGAUUAGAGUAUGGCCCACCCUACCAGCUUCAUUUUAUCAUAAUCACUUCUUUAAAGGCGCUAUCUCUAAAUACAGCCACUUUCUGAGGUCGUGGGGGUUAUUUCAACAUAAAAAUUUGGGGCGGGGUGGGGACACAGUGCAGCCCGUAACAGCUCAGCAGCAGUCUGGAGUCGUGGAUCUCAGCUCUAAGGCCCAGUUUGGAUUCAGAGCAGUGAAGGACAGUUGACGCAGCAGGGCUGAACUGCACAGCAGACUUGCUCUGGGUGCUGUAAAGGGAGAAGUUAUGUAUCUGCUGAGGGUAAGCGCUCAGGUUUUAUACUAGUCUUUGUCCUUGGUCCUUGGGGCAGCCUGUGUUUCCUUGCCCUAAAGGGCAUCUCUUCCUGUUUUCCAGUUCUCCAGACCUGGUCCUUGGACUGGAGACCUUCACCCUGCCUAUUUUGUGGCUUUUUCUUCACAUCCACUUCUUCCUUCCAUCAUUACUUGUAAGUUGUCAUCUGUGGAUUUCUGAAAUGAGGUGUUCUUCUUGGGGUCUUUAGUGAAUUGAAAUAGCUAAAGUGAAAGAAGGAUGGUGGUAAGGGACAAAAACCCCUAUAACACUUCUCAGCUUCCCCUGUGUGGCAACCAGCCUCUAAGAUGGCCCUCAAUGAUCUCUGCCUCCUGAUACUCACCCCCUUGUGUGAUUGCUUCCCACAUUGACUAUGGCUAACUUGUGUAACCUGUAGGCUAUCGAGAAAAUGAUAAGAAUUUGACUUGUGGCCAGGUGCGGUGGCUCACGCCUGUAAUCCUAGCACUCUGG